Passer domesticus (house sparrow) is the source of this 12250-nucleotide messenger RNA. It is a transcript of the gene C1H8orf34, whose product is annotated as chromosome 1 C8orf34 homolog. The transcript has 13 exons. NCBI's taxonomy places the organism in Eukaryota, Metazoa, Chordata, Aves, Passeriformes, Passeridae. The coding region runs from base 840 to 2753 and encodes 637 amino acids. The record is from RefSeq and is a predicted model, not a curated record.
CUCGUUUCACUCCUCCGCGACCUUCCCGCAGCCGAAGUUUUCGCGUGCCGCUCAGGUGCCUCACGCCGGGCGGCCCGCGGCGCUCACCCCCGCCCGGGGCACCGGAGCCAGGUGGGAGACCCGCAAAAGCCGGCGGGGAGGGAGGGCUGCGGCUCCUCCGGGGGCAAGCCCGUCGCCGGGCGGGCAGGGGAGCGGCGGAGGCAGAGCAGCCCCCGCCUCCCGCCCGCUCUCCUCCCCCUUCCCCCGCUCCCGCCUUUUGUGCGCCGAGCCCGGGCGUCAACGGGCGCCGGCGGCCGCGGAGCUGACAGGAGCCCGCGGCUAUCGGCCUCGGCAGCGGCGCUGUGGCGAGGGCGGCAGCGCUGAGCCGCGGCCGCUCCCGUCACCAAGGCGCUGCCUGGCACAGAAACACAGACAGAGACGGACUGACAGACACACGCAGCGCGGAGCGGCGCGGGCUCGGGGGCCGCCUUUGUAGCUCCUCUCCUCCUCCCUGCACCAUGCUCCGCUCCAGGCAGCGCCCGCCCGCUGCUCCCUGAGGGCAGCCAGCCCCGUGCCCGGCAAAGCGGGCGAUUGACACCCGGCUCCUUCCCCGCGGCCCCAGUUACCUGAGUUAGCUCCGUCCCGGGCACUUUGGCAGCGCCUCCGCCCUUUCCCGCUGUGGCAGCCCUAGUGCAGCGCAGGAGCGAGCCGCCAGCAGCCGGAGGGACUGCAGCCGCCGCCGGGGAAGACGAGCUCGAGCCCCCGCCUCCGGAGCUCUUCAUGGCGUCUCACCAGCAGACGAGGAUCCAAGCCUACCUGGAGAAGAAUAAGAUCGGUCCCCUCUUCGAGGUAAGGAGUUGAUGACCAAGCUGAUAACGGAGACACCUGACCAGCCAAUCCCAUUUCUAAUUGAUCAUCUUCAGUCCAAGCAGGGAAACCGUGGUCAGCUUCAGAGAACAUUGUCUGGCUCUGCUGCCCUCUGGGCAGAGAGUGAAACACCAGAAAAUAAAGGAACAAGAAGAGAUUUUAGAAAUUAUGAUAAGCCUUGGCAGGUAAAUGCAAAAAAGCCUAAAAAGUCAAAGAGUGACCUUGCUGUGUCCAACAUUUCUCCACCAUCACCGGAGUCCAAGUCAUUGCCAAGGUCAAUAGAGCAUCCUAAAUGGGAUUGGAAGACAAAACCGGAGAACCAUGAUUUUGAUGAACUAAAUCAUAUUCUUCAAGAGAGCAAAAAGCUUGGAAAAGCCCUUGAGAAUCUGUCUCGCAGCAUUGCUAUUUCUGAUGAACUUGAUAAGGACACAGCAGGUUUUAACACUCCCCUUCUCAGACCUCGUGUUAUUGGAGAAUGGAUUGGCCGUGAAGAGAAUGAUGCAGACCCUCUGGCUGCUGAGAUGCUGCAGCCACCUAUACCAAGAAAUAAAAAUGAGCAGUGGGACAGUGAGGAUAGCAGCAGUCCUGGAGGAAGCUUAAAAAUGGAGCCAAAGACCAAAGGAUUAAAACAUCAACAGCAGCAACAUAAGAAACUGCUGGCUGCCAUGCUUUCUCAGGACUCCUUUGAUUCUGCUCAAAGCACAGCUCCAUCUGUAACUGAAGAAGACAUUGACAAUGAAGAUGAUGCAAUGGAACUACUGGAGGAUCUUGAUGAUCUCAGAAUGGAAGGAGUAACAAGUGUGGUGUCUUCUGGGAGCAAAUUCAAUCAAACUCGAAGUGCUCAUACGGCUGAGCCUCAAGCAAAGGUCACAUUGAAUAUAUGUGCAAGAUGUGCCAGAUUGCAAGGGGAUAAUUUGGCAGAAAGGCCAGAAGAUGUCUCCAUGGUAUCUCAGACAUCUGAAACAGCAGUGUCAGACUCUGAUGCUCAAGUACCUGGGGUUGAAACACUCACAGAAGAUAUUAAUGAGUUUCAGAGUGCUACUCAAGUGGCAGCAUCUUCUCAGACAGUUUGGACCUUGGAUGCCAUGACUGUUAGACCUGGAGGUUCCCCAAGACAGAAACUCCUAAAGGAUUCCUUAGCAGCAAAAGAACUUCAGACCAUGGAAAAACACCUAGCUGACAUUGAGAAGGACCUCGCACUGUGGGAAGAAGCAAGGCUGUCAAGAAGCCCUGGUGUCCAGCAUCCCAGUGUAGUUACACCUGACCACCAAGGCAAUCUUCAAGCUGCACAGGGCCCAACCCCAAGGUCUCAGGUGCCAACUCCAACAGGGAAGAACGUUCAGCUCCAAGGAAGCAAAUCACCACCGCUGCCCACUAACAGCAGAACACAGGUCUCCAGUGUCACAAACAGCAGUGCACAAACCAAGAGGCCAUCAGCUCCAGGGAGCAGACCUAUGACCCCAAAUAGCUUGUUGUCACGGCCUCUUACCCCUAGCAACCAAGGAAAUAGGGAAGGCAUUAUUAGCAUGCAAAGAAGCAGAUCUUUGUCAUCUAAGAGCCAAAUGGGGAGGACCCUCAGUGCUGCUUCAGGGCUUUCUGUGCAAGUGAGUGGAGAUGUUGUUGGAACUGUCACUACUCAGAGAAACAGUUUAUCAGAAAUCUGUUUGUGGCAGGAUGAAUUCUUACAACAGCUUCAACUUGCUCAUCAACCUUGGAUAUUGCCGAGUGACACAGAAAGUGAAGGAGUGGAAGCUGACCAAGACAAAUGUAAGUAUGUGUGUAAGGACCAGAUAAUAUGUCAAAACCCCUCAACUUUACUUCUGUUUUCCAUAUCUUCAGAUACUGUGGAGAUGUCAUGCCUGCUCUCAGGAGCUUUUCUCACAAGUACCAAUUGCUUAUUUGUCUGAGGGCUGAACCUUAUAGGAUUGAUCUGCAGGAGCUUUCCUGUAGUCACUGAGCAAUGACAAAACGAUCACAGAGCACUGUUUACUUAAGCUAAGUGAAACAAUUUGUCCUGAUGUGUCAAAGUAGCUGUUCCAGAAAAUAACAGGAACUUCAAAUAGAUAAUCUGUUUCAUAAAUCUGUAUUCACCAGCAAAAAAAGGCAAAGUAAAAAACUUGAGGUCUGGAAAGCAGAGCCUCCCUCCUUAGGUCUGACACUCCAUUUUCUCUAUUUUGCUUACAUUCUUUUUAAUUCAUCUAUAUUAAUAAAAAAGUUCUUAAUCAUACCAGUAUUCCUUAAUAUCCUACAUUCUUUGAAGUAUUGGUCUAAUUGUGGAAGUGAGGGUCAGCAGGAUCAGAGCCUAAAUGGCAGAACAAGUAAUAGGCUAUAAAUUGCAGUAUUCCCAAAAUUGUAGCAAAUUCUCCCUGCCUACAAGGUAAAUGAUCUUACUGUUUCACAUUAUCUCUUUUAAUUCACAGUAGUUUUGUGAUCUUCAAGGGUGAAUAGGAAAACUGCUUCCUAACAUAUUUUAGGUGAUGCACUUGAAAAAGAACAGAUUAUUUAAUCAUCAUGUUUAGAAAACUCAAUACUGGUUUAAACAUCAAGAGUUAAUGUAUGAAAAAGACAUUUUCUUUGCAGAAGGGAACAGUUGUGUAAGGGAUUAAGGAUUCAUAAGAAACAUCCCAGAUAACAGAACUUUUUAAAUUAUGCCACUUCAAAAAAUUGGUUUUUACUUAUACAUCAGUUUCACAAAUUCAUACAUAGCCCAGAGUUUGACUAAAAUUUAAAUUUACAUAGUGAGAUCCUAAAGAGCAUGUGCCAGGUCUUUUUGAACACUAUAAAAUGUUAUAGAGAUUCUGUGUAUCCAGCUGAUUUUAGUCCAAGGCUGUAAGUCCAAUUUGACUUGCACCAGAACAUUUCAGUUACCUUUGAGGUGAAGCUCACUUUAGAUGGCUCAAGAGAGACUCUGGGACCUGCCUUUUAUGUGUAUGCAAUUUUUCCUCAUUAUUUUCUGUAAUGAAUUUACAGUCCCACAAAACAUUGGUAGGACUGGCUGUGCACACACAGGCUGAUGCUAAUUGUGUGACCCAGGGAGACUGAUGCUCCAGGACAUAUCAGAUACACACCAUACUUUUGUAUAGCUGGUGUACUUGAAUUGUGUGGGUGUGAGGACCCAAAAUCCUGUCCUAUAAUAUUCCAAGAAUCCUGUUAGGUCAUUGUCAUUGCUCAGAAAACAAAGUGGUAAGUUAAUUAUUAAAAGCAUGUUGUUAAGUUCGAUGUCCAAAUGCCUCUUCAACAGUGACAGACUUGAGCACUUGACCAUCUCCCUCAGAAGCCUGUUCAGUCUUCACCCUCUCAGUAAAGGAAUGCUCCUGAUGUCAGUCUGAAUCUCUCCUGGCACAGCUUUGAGCCAUUAGUCUGUGUUCUCUCACUUAAUACCAGGGAGAAGAGAUCAGUGCCUCUCUCCCCACAUGCCCUCCUCAGGAAGCUGUGAAGUCAAUCCUCAGCUUCAUUUUCUCCUAACUAGACAAGCCCAAAAUCUUUAGUUGCCCCUCACAGGUCAUUCCUUCCAGCCCUCUCACCAGCUUUGUUGCCCUUAUCUGGACCCAUCCAAGAACCUUCACAUCCUUCUUAAAUUGUGUUGCCCAGAACUGCACACAGUGCUCCAGGUGAGGCUGCACCAGUGCUCUACACAGUGGGAUAAUCACCUUUCCUGAGCAGCUGGUGAUUCUGUAUUUGAUGCACGCCAGGAUGGGGUUUGUCCUGUUGGCUUCCAGGACACGCUGCUGAUUCUUGCUGUGCCUGCUGCCAGCCAGCAGCUCCAGAUCCAUUUCUGCAGAGAGGCUCUCCAGCCACUGCUCUCCCAGUUUAUACUUUUGCUUGAUAUUAGUCCAUCCCAGCUGCAGAAUCUGGUGUUUUGACUUGUUAAACUUCAUGCCAUCAAUCACUGUCCAGUGUUCCAGUCUAUGUAGAUCCCUCUGCAGAGCCUCUUGUCCCUCCAAAGAGUCAGCAGCACCUCCAAGUUUGGGAUCAUCAACAAAUGUGCUAAUGGUGGAUUCAGCUCCUGCCUGCAGGUCAUUAGUAAAUGUAUUGACCAGAACUGGCCCUAGAAUGGAACCCUGGGCAACACCACUGGUGACCAGUGGCCCCUUUGAGCUCUGCCCUUCAGCCAGUUCUUCACCCAGCACAGCCUGCAGCCACUCAUCCACAGCUGGACAAGUUGUCCUGAAGGAUGCUGUGAGGGACAGUAUCAAAAGCAGUACUAAAAACCAGAAAAACCAUGUCCACUGCCUUUUCUUCAUCCACUGUGUGGGUGACCUUAUCACAGAGAGCUAUCAAGUUAUUAAACAGGACUUACCCUUUGUGAACCCGUGUUGACCUCCACGUAGUUAACUUGUGCACCCUCUGUCACUGUUUCUACUACUAUAACUAAAGGGAUGGAAGAAAAAUGUGUUAUUAAAGUAAUACUUCCUGUAACUGAAAUCUAAUAGUGAAAAAUUUUAUUAAAAGUAACUAAUGGUGGUAACAUCCCUGUCUGAGUUUCUAUGCUAGUGACAUUGUCAAGAAAGUGCAGAACUGUCACUGCUGACAAAGAGAAGCUGCCAAUUCCUGGUUGUAAAAUGGAGUCAGCAAGGAGCUUUGGCACACUUACUGAUGCCACUGCUUGUAGGUAGACCAGCUGGCAAGAUUACACAUCAUUUUUCACCCCAGAGUAGUAAAUCUGUGUGAGUAUUUUUUGUGUGAUUUAGUGUUGAGAAGGCCCAGGAGUCCAUAAUUUGUGAGUUUGAGCAGAAGAGCUGCAAAAUUAAUCUUUACAAUAGCAACACCUGUUCUUUGACUCAGCCUUUGAUAAAUUACUUGUGGAUAAUAUUUACCACAUUCUUUGACUACUUUGAGAUAAUAGCAGCCAGGUGUAAAGCUAGUUUAUGGUAGUGAGAAAACAAUGCAGAAAGAGAAAUUGUGUGAGUCACCUUGAGUUUUUUAAAAGUAAUAUCGUCUGGUUAGAGUUUUAGAAGAAAAAGGACGAAUAAGAGGGGAACAGCUUCAAAUGUAUUCAGAUGUAAGAGUUUAGAGAGGCUAUUUUCAAAGUAAGUGAUAACUGAACAGAACUGGGUUACUUUCGAAUCUCAACAUCUCUCAACAAACAUCAUUUGCAAAACAGAUACAACAGCGCAUAUCUUGUCUUAUGGAAAUGGGAUCUUGGUUCUCAGUUCUUGUAAAUCAGACUUUACGUUUUAAAUUCUCCAGGCUCUCUGACAGCAUUUUAAAAAUUUAUCCUUAGCAGCAAGUUUCAAUGAUAACUGAAAGUCAAUAAUUGUUAAAUAAUAAAUCAUACUAAUUAUGACAACAUUUAAAAUCAAAUAGCUACUCACAUAAAAGAGUUUAAAUUAUACUAGUUUAAAAGAUUCGUUAUGUUAAAGAAGGAAAGAAAAAUACUUCUAAGAAGUUUUGUUGAUUUUUUAGCAUACCCUUUCCUUUUCCUCUCUGUGCACAUUGUCAAAUUUUUAGCCAUAGGUCAGAGAAAGAGAUAGUGUAUAAUUAUUUGCUCUUGUAAUGUACAUUUUGUUAUUAAAAAUAGGAAUUAAGACAUGCAUUUUAAGAGCUAUUAUAAUUUAGAAACAAAAUAUAUUUUGCUUGCAAAAUGUGUUCUCCUUUGAAACUCUCUACACAAUGAGAGAUAAAAAUUGUCAAGGCAGUAUGAUCCCAAAUCAAGGACCUGUGGUGUUCUUUUAGAGUGACUAAAAAUAUCUCUAGACAGAACCUCAUGUGUAUUCUUCCUCUGUGAUUCUGGAGACAGUUCCCCAUUAUCAUCUACUGCUUGUGUGCUGAUUCUCUGUGAAGAGUUUUCAGAGAAUGCAUAGAGAUCAUUCUUGGAAAAAUGAGGGACCUGGAGAAAAUAUUUACCACUUGCAUGAUCCUUCAGUUUGAUGAAAGUUCUGUGAGCUGGCAAGAACAGAUUUUCCUCUUUAUGGGGUACUGAUGCACAGAAACAGAAGAACUGCCAUCAGAACAUUUUUUUAGACAGCUUUUAUGAGAAGAAAUUCAUCCUUUCAGGGGACUGACUAGAGUCUGCUUGAAUUUUCCCUUGAGAACAAGUCCUACAAAGAUUGAAGGUUGGAAAUUUCUAAGUAUCACUAGCUUCCAAGAACCUUGAAAAGACAAAGACAGGGCUUUUGGUAUAAUUUGACCUGCCAUCUGUAGUCUCGGCGAGGAUUUGCUGCCCAAAACACUAAGUCUGCUUUCUUGGGUGCCGAACUCAAGAAAUAACCGACACAGCAGAUUUCCCCAGGUCACACAGCCUUGGACAUAAAGGGUCCCUACCUUCAGUCAGUCCACCUGGCAGAUGUACAUGACAGGCGAAUGAAGUAGACUCUUGAAAAGCUUGCUACUUAGUCAAUCCGUAUUAAAUAUACCGACAGAACAUUAAGGACUGGAAGGCACCCUUAAGGAUCAUCUGUGAAAAACAUUCCUUUGUGCUAAUCUGCAUAAGGCAUGCCAGUUUCUGUAGUCAAUGGCACACAAAGUUGUGUAUCUAUUAUCACUUCAUUCCAGCUUGCCAAAAGGAGCACUAGAUGCUCAUUUAUGGCUCAGUUGAUCCAGGGCAAGUCUUGAGUUCUUGGCUUCUGACCUGUGGGAGGAAAUUUAAAAGUUUUGCUACCCUUCAUCUGCAAACCCUUUGCUAAGGUUGACAGUGAAAUGUCUACUGCUGAAAAAUUGAAUGGUAAUUGGGAGGAAGUGGGAUUUCUACUCCAUUCAUUCUUGCACUGGUCUUGAAACUCUGCAGUCAAAGACACUCUGCUGAUGACUUCAACAGUUGUUGAAGAAAACCUUCAUUUUCCUAUUUGCACAUGUCUGCCUAGGGAAAAACCCAAAAGAAUGAAAGAUUGGGUUUUUUGUAGACUUGAGAAAUUCAGACUGUCUUCUAGUAAAGUUCCCAUGCAUACAGUAUUUGCCCAUGGGUAAAGUUCCUUGCACUGAGUAAAUUCACAUGCCAAAACAGUCAAUUUAUUCUAAUUAUGCAAAUAGGUGUUCCUAAGAUUUGGAAGAUUGUUUGGCCAGAGUUAACAAUAAGGAGGAGUCUACUGCUGGAAUAUGUUUUUGCUGGGAAAGUUUGCUUUUGCUAGGGCCAGGUGCUACUCAAUAUGAGUAAGAAUGACAGAAUCGGGGCUAGAGGAGCAACUGUUGAUUGCAAACUUUAUGACAUCUACACAACCACAUUCCAUUUCUGUCAUUCAAAUUCAGCUGUUUGUACUCUGAUCUGAUAGAACAUAGCUGUAUUGGAAUGUCUCUUUCAGUGUGUUUGAGUUUAGGGCAAGGUUAGAUGUCGUUUCUCUAGACAGUAAGGUGCUUAUGAGGCAUCACUCAAACAUUAGUCAAUUAUAUGUCUGGUUAGUAAGAACAGUUUUUUUCAGUGAACAAUAAAUUCACUAUAAAUACACACUUUUUUUCCUUUUUUUUUUUUUUUUUUCUUUUGUCUCACAAGUGAAUCUGUCCCAAAAAUGAACUUUUGGGAGACUUUUAUCCCGAUUAAUGAACCUUCUGGAGAUAUUGGUGUUUUUCUUUCAUUUACUAUUUCAAGAAAUUGCAGUAAAAACUUCGUAUCUCCCCCUUCCACGUAAUCUCUGCAAAGGGUGUCAUAAAGCUUUUGUCUGCUUGGGAUACAAGUUAUUUUCUAAAUUUCUCCAGUAUGCACUUAUGUAUAUUAAAGACAAUAUGUUAUCUCUCAUUCUGCCUGCCAUUGGCUUGGCUGCAUAUUUAGCUUGAGAGAGUUCUAUGUCCACUUCAGAAAUAGGACACCGGAAAGGAUUGUGCUCCUGUAAACAGAAUUUCUCCAGGCCUAUUGGAUGGUCUUGGUUGGAUGUCUUGUGACACUUGUAGCUGAAGCUGCAUCACUUCAUAUAACUGCUUUUUGAGUCUGAAAGUAGAAGAGAACCAUUUUCUAGCAUGGAAACCUGCCCAGUUGGAUUUAAUUCUUUAUUGAUGGUGAAACAAAAGUAGAGAUUGACAUUAUUUCUGCCACAAGUCAGAUGAAUGUUGGACAGUGAGUGGUGAGUUCAAAUGCAGUUAUGGAAAGUUGAAGUUAGACUCAAGUUUCCUAUUUUUUGAAUGGAUGUGCUUAAAUCCAAAGCUGCUGUUAUCUUCUUAUAUUAUUAAGGCUUUAAGGCACAUUGUUUUAUUUAUACUGACUAAUAUUUGGUUUCACAUUGGAAAAGUUCACAUUGGACUAAAUAUUUAGUAUGAGAAGGGAAUUUUCCAUUGCAGUGAGUAAAAAAAAUUUCAAAACCUGUUUUAGUGCAGAAAGCUCUUUUCAGUAAAGCUUCCAAACCUACAGAUAUCUUUUUCUACAGUUUGCCUUAUUAUGCCAAACUUGGAUUCCCAAUGACAUUUAAUGUAAUAAAAAAUGACACUGUAAUUUAAAAAAUGGCCUAGAGAAUUAUCAGGACACACAUUAGGUAAAUUAAAUGCUGUCUCAAUGAGGAAUCAAAAACUAGAGUUUCUAAUGGGAAGAUCUAGAUGAAUGGGGCUCAUUAGGGUCUGAUAGGUUUUGAUAAUGGGUGGGAAGGACAAGUUGAAGUUAUUAAAUGAUAUGAAUCCCCUGGUAUAAUGGCCACAUUCCAGUAAAAUGCACUUUAUUAUAACCAGAUGAAGUAUAUUUAAACCAAAUGAAAUAUAUCUGGCACCAGAGAAACAUAUCUGUCUCUGCUGCAGAAUAAUGAAGCUUUGUCCUGGAAAGCAGUGACCUAAUGGAUUUAGGAUGGUCAUAGAAGAUCAUCUCAGUGUAAGCUCUCAGCAUAAUGCUGUCACAAAGAAGGGUAGACCAUUUUUUCAAUGCCUUAGAAGUUAGAUAGCAAAGUGAUUAUUCCACAUAAUAUCAGUAAAAAAAUCCUCAGAUUAGGUGUCUUUCUAUUAAAACAGAUUGGGAUUACUCAGGGGAUUUCAGAUGAUUAAAAAUUACCAGGUUUGGGAAACCCUGUUAGGAAUUUGCCUCACUUACAUAAAGGCAUUCAACCAGGAACUUCAGAGAUAAUGUGAUAUCUGUAGAUAGAUGUUUAAGUAAAAAAGAUUUAACUCAUCAAACUGUGACAAAGGAAAUUAAAUGCUCUGUCCUAGCAACCAGGAGCUCCAGGUGUUAUAAGCAAAAAUUAAGGGACACAGUGAACUCAAAGCCAUUAACAUGUGGUUAACUUCUUAACUUCUCCAGUUAAGACCAGUCCCUGGGUCUUCUGUGGGUAACAGUCACAAGAAGAAUCUGCAAGUGAAACUGGCUUACACAUAUUUGCUUUUCUUUAUCCCAGCAUAAGACAAGUCCAUUACUUAUAGAACAAUCUGUGAUAGAGCUUAAAUAUCUGCUAAAAGGAGCACCUCCAUGGAAAACAGCUGAACAUUAGGUAUAAAUGACGAAAAGCCCCCAACCAUAUAAAGGUAAUAAAGGAUAAGAACUGUUGCUAAGGUUCUCUAGGCUUUUUGUCUUGUGUUUUGUUUGGUUGGUUGGUUAAUUUGUUUUUGUUCUUGCAGAGGUUUUCAUGGUAUGUGCCUUGCUUUGUUGAUUAUCAGUACAGAAUCACAUACAAAGUCCAGGCUUAUCACCUGACAAAAUGAAAAUUGUUCCAACUGUCUUUAAUUAAUUAGCUGGAGAAAAUGGAAAGAGUUUGUUCCUGCCAAUUUUCUUAAAUCUCCCAGAAAGGGCUUGUGUAUUUAAAUGUUCAAAAGGAGUGAAACUGCUGUGCCUGAUUUCCUUCAGUGCUUAAAAAUGGCAAGGUGGAGGCUUCUCAGGUAACACACAGACCUUUAUGCAUUCACCAGUACAAUUAAAUGAGGUUGUGGUGUUUAUUUCCGGUUAUAACCUUGGUUCUUUAACUGGAUCUAUGUAAUAGGUCCAGUUACAGCAUUAUAUUUUUUACAAACAAUGGAGAAGGCAAGUUGUGUUCCAGUCAGCAACAUUUGCAAAACAGUCACUUGCAAUAUGCAUCUGUAAAUAUUUUUAAAGGUUAAAUUUCCAUUUGCUUUGGGGAAGGUUUUCAACCUGAACACAAGCAGAAAUUAAAACCUCGCUAUCUCAGCUUAUCUGAUUCAUCACAGGUGCAUAUUAUUUUCAAUGGUUUUUGAAACACAGGCUAUUUUUUGCAAUCCAUUACCACUAUUGAAAAAGAAGUAGCAGAAAAAAAAAGCCUCUCAAAAACACUGAAUAAUUGGAACAAAUAGUAUAACUAAGGACACCGUUGUUUGCUUCUGAAUAUUUUAGAAACAGAAAAAAAAGUUGAGAUUCACAAACAUACUGAUCCACAUUGCUUACUUAACUGUGAAUUCAGCAUAAUAAAAAACUCUUACAAAAUGAAAACACAGUGAAGGAUUUAUUUUCCCUUUUCUGCUCUUUUUGUGUACAUUACAUUUGAGCCCUAAUUUCUGUGUUUUUCUGUUUGAUUUCACAGGUUUGUGAAAUCAGUGGAAUUAUUGAAGAACAAUUUAAUAAAAACCAAAAUUAUGGUGAUCAAAACUACACCUGAAAAUUUGAAUUAGUUUAUACAUAAAAAAUUUAAAUAAAGUUAUUUUUCUAGUAUCAGCAGCACAUGAGUGAAACUGUUCUGAUAUGAGGAUGCUGUAAUGCACUGAAUGAGAGUAUUUACUUAGGAAAGAAGGGUAAUUGUCACCUUUUAGUAUAAAUUUACUAUAAUAUUUUUUUUAGUUUAUACCCCUGUUGUUUUGGAUUGACAUUUGAUAAACUAAAUUCUGCCUGACCAAAACAAGCUUUGCCUAAAGAUUUUAACUUGUCUAAGGUUAUAUUUUAACUUGUCUAAGGUUUUCUACUCCUUAUAUUUUUGUAAUCUUUGCUCCUUUCUAGAUUAAUAAACAUUAAAGUAUUUGCUGCAUCUGCCCAUGUGUAUGUCCCAUUCAGGUCUCACAGAGAGCUGGCUGUUCACUCAUAGUCACCUGCAGAGAGAGGUCAGACAGGGGAAUGGGUGAAAGAGUGUGUGUGGGUAGCAGAAAGAGGUGCUGCUUGUGCUGCAUAACUUUGUAUUGAAUUUACUACUUUGAUCUUUAAAACAAAAUAAAGACUCUGUUAAAAAGGGGAACACAAUAAGGAGUGGUGCAUGCAUGCAAAAAUAAAGCACCUAAAAAAGAAUUUCUUAUAUUAUGAUAAAGUUAGUUACCCAUAUGAAUUACUGAGACAAACUUGCUGUUUAAAAUAUUCUAUCUGGUGUGUGCUGUGUGCUUGGAAUUUUAGAAGAUGUGUCAGCACAGACUUCAAAUGAAGGGAUGUGGCAGUUGCGUUUACUGAUUUCAUUUACCUGUUAAUUCUGUCAAGUGUGUUCUCAGUUUCCUUUGUCUUCAAUUAUGUAUGCUCGGGUCCUGUAUCUUAGACAGAAUGAUAUAAUGAAAUUGCUUGCAACUAUUAAAAAAAUACAGUAUUACAAAGCAUCUAUUUGUUUAAGAAAUAAAAAUGAGUUGUCUGUCAUAAGUG